GAAGGCGAUAGGUUUUAUACCCCAUUAAUCAUUAACAUUUGUGUUGUAGUGUUAUGAGGUAGUGUGUGAGUGGUGGCGCUGGUGUCAGCAGUGCCAGUGGUUAUGGGGGAGACACUGCAGGGAAGUGCCACUAUGCCUCAACCUCAGCCACUUUCCGCCAGUCACAUAGGGUAUAUGACACAACUGAUACGGGCCUAGUUGAUAUAAUUGACAUACCUUAUAGAAAGCCCCUGGAAUGCAGAGCAUUUCAGGCAACUUAGGUUAAUAUUGUCCUCAGGAUGCGACCCACACAAGUCGACUAACACCCAGGAGUUUUGCCUACUUGACGGUGAAGGAUCGCCUGCCAGUUAUUCUUACUCGUGUUGUUGAUUAUCUCUACAGGGAGAAGGACUCGUUAGGAAACAAUUAUGGAAAGAUGAUGCCAAUAUAUGGAACCGCUAUUUAGAAAAUUACAUACGUGUUACUGGAGUUGCACCCAAAUGGUUUACUGCUCCUUGGUUGUACGUGGAAUGCUACAUGUAUACCCGCAUCCAUGAAUCAUUAUAUCUCUGUAAUGUUCUUAAAGACUUUGAUCCCUUCAUGGACCAGAAAAGAAAUGCUUUGAUUGAUUCAAAAGAAGCAAUAGAAGCGUUGGCAGUACACGUACUAUCUCUCUGUGGUAGGAUUUCUACAUUCUCGCAAGAGCAAUUGAAGCAACAUGUUAUUAAGCUGAUUGAGAUUAGCUUAUGGGGUAACAGAUGUGAUCUUAGCAUAUCUGGUGGGGCUGACAAAUCUCAAGAUUCAGAUGUAUUACUCUUACUGGAUAAACUGCAGUCAAAAAUUCUUGUAAACAAUUCAGAAUCACUGUGGCAACUUCUAGUAGCUCUUCCAGAAGACCAAAGAGAUAUUGUGCUAGUGCUUGAUAAUGCAGGAUUUGAACUAGUCACAGACUUGUGCUUGUUAGCUUUCUUGACGGAGGCAGGCUUCGUUACCUCUCUCACCGUUCACCCUAAGAUUCGUCCCUGGUUCGUCUCAGAUACUACACACAGCGACCUGACUUGGACAAUUGAAAAACUCAGAGAAACUGGAGGAUCUGCUGGGGUACUGGCCAGCAAAUGGCAAAGUUACAUUUCCAAUGGACGGUGGAAAAUUGUAAAUAAUAAAUUUUGGACUUUGUGUCAUGACUUUGCUGAUAUGAAGGAGAUUGAUCCUGAACUAUAUUCUCAGUUGAGCAAGUCAUCUCUAAUCAUCUUUAAGGGCGACUUGAACUACCGCAAACUAACAGGAGACUUAGACUGGCCAACAACGACUAGUCUUGAACACACACUUCGUGGAUUCUGCCCUGCCCCUGUGCUAGCUAUACGCACAGCUAAAGGCGGACCAGUGGUUGGCUUGGCUCCUGGAGUCAGUGAGAGAACUGCAGCAGUAACCCAUGACUGGAACAUUAGUGGAGAGUAUGGGAUGAUCCAGCUCUGCACUUUUUCGUGAUGUGGUGAAUUUUUAUUGUUAUCAGCACAUUCUUCUUUUGCAUCUUGUUGAGUUUAAAUAUGACGUGCUUUAUAUCAAGAUUUUUAUAAUUAAAUGUUCACAUAAUAAUGAAGUAGUAAAUUUUGGACCUGGAAUAAUUCUCAUAUAGUAUUGUGUUGUUGAAGCUGUGAAGUUUAUAUUUGUAUUUUUUGCCUAGAGAAUAAGCUUUAUCACUUCCUAUAUAAAUGUAGUUGAUAUUUUGUUGCUGUAAUAUUCAUCAUCAAUAUCUGGAGUAAAACAAGGACACUUAGCAUUGCUUUUAUUAAACAAUAUUCAACGUAAGUUUGAGCUUUAUGACUUCCUUAUGAAAACGUACACAGCUUGAAUAUAUAGUACAGUAUAUGUCCUUUCAUGGCAAGUGAUAGCUGCGUCAUGAUAAAAUACUUGUCUUUGAACCUACAUACUUCAUCUAAGCAGUUGACCAAAGGUGUUGCAAGGUGGUGUCAUUAGGUUGGGUUGGUACAUACAUGUUUUUUAAUAGAGUUGUAGAAGAGGUUGUUUGAUGUUGAAAGUUCCCUAAUUCUGUUUGUGUUGUCUGUAUAACUGCUGCUUUCAUAUUCUUGAGAAGCAUGAAAUGAGACCUAAUUUGUUACGCCCUGGUCCAGCUGACACCACAUCUUCCAACAACUCUUAGCCUGCCUGCUGUGGAGUAUGCAAGUUGGAGUUGAUUUCCUUUGUAGGAUAUGAAGAAGUCCACAGUCGAGCAACUUGUUCAAUAAAAACUCGUCAAACUGUGUCCUUGUAUUGCCAAAUUUAUCAACUCUUCACAUCAUUCUAAUUGUUAGUUAUUGUAGUGAUCUUUCACAUAUUUAUAUGUGUAUUAAUGAAGGAGGGGUGUUAAUGUUGCAGUUUAAAAACUGUAGUGUAAAGCACCCUUCUGGCAAGACAGUGAUGGAGUGAAUGAUGGUGAAAGUUUUUCUUUUUCGGGCCACCCUGCCUUGGUGGGAAUCGGCCGGUGUGAUAAUAAAAAAAAAAAAAUAAAAAAUUAAUGAUUAAUUACAAACAAGACUGAGCAUUAGUAGCUUACUAGCCAUGGUUUUAUUAAAAUGUAAUACAGGCAUACCUCAUUAAUACGGCACUAUAGAGUGCUUCGGUAAUAUGGCACUUUUCAGUCAUUCUUGUUUAUUUUCAGUGCUUGCCUCGUUCUUAAGAUGGUUUUUGGCAAUUUUCGAUUUUUAUUUGUUUUUUUACUUUGCAUCAUUUUGUUAGGCCUUAUGCUAUUGCACACUUAAUAAAUGAUAGUAUAAGCAUGUUUUUAAGCUUUUAUAUGCACUGGAAAGUGAAAAAAAGGCUGUGAUAUGCUCUAGUUUGAUAUUUACUUUACAGUGGCGGUCUGGAACUUAACCCACCAUAUUAGUGAGGUAUGCCUGUACUGUACUGAUCAAAAAUUUAUAUACAGCAGACAAUAUUUUAUCUUUAUAUAGAAUAUUAAAUUUUACUUUAAAGGACGGGUGUUAAUGUUGCAGUUUAAAAACUGUAGUGUAAAGCACCCUUCUGGCAAGACAGUGAUGGAGUGAAUGAUGGUGAAAGUUUUUCUUUUUCGGGCCACCCUGCCUUGGUGGGAAUCGGCCAGUGUGUUAAUAAAAAAAAAUAAUUAAAUUUUACUUUAAAAUUACUGUGUAUCAUGUUUAACACAAAUAAGUUCAGUCAAUCUAGCAGGGAAAAUGAGUCAUCCAAGAACUAAUUGCAAAAUAAUUUAUUUUUGUGUUAUAUUGAUAAAUAUGUAAGGAACAUAUAGUUAAAAAGGAGACCAAAGGAACUGGUGUAACACAGGUAAAAUGAAUUUUAUCUACAGGCACACUGUGUGCUUUUGUAUUCAAUUUGUUUUAGCACUAAACUUCAUCCCCAAAGAAAAAAUUCUAAGUCUUGUGGAAACUAUCCCAAAAAUGCAUUAGUGCAUAUGCUGUACUCUUGAUUUAGUAAAUGAUGUAAUUAUGAGCAUAACCAACAUGGUUUAACCUAAAUUGAAGUACAGAAUGGAGAAAUUGAAUGCUUUCACUGCAAUCAUGGCAUUGAGAGCAGUAUUAACAAGAAAAUGUCCUCUGGCUGCUCUUCCCACACCUCUGCCACUAACCAUAUCUUGUACCCCACAGUUUGGAGGAUAUACACUCUUCAGCAGCUCUUGAAUGCCUAACCCUAACAUCAGAGGACUUGUGCAACUGAUAUGCAAAACACAAAUGAGUGUAGCUCACCGUCAGAUGGUUCAUUGAUCACAAUGGUUACUUAUACCUUUCCACCUUCAUGGCUGAUCAAAGGUGAGGAUAAGUAUUAUACAGUGGCAUUUGGCCUCUGUACACACAAAUCAUAGUGUUAAGUAAAAACAGCUGUCUCUAGCAUUUAUGUUUACUAUCAGAGGAUGUAUAAUGAAUGAAUGUCCUGGAUGACUUCUUUGACUUGCAUCCUGCAUCAUUCCUGACCAACCUGGCUUUGGUGAAUGCAUUGGCAACUCAAUUUUCCAGAGAUGUAGCUUCAGUUUAGGGGGUCAUCAUAGCAGAGAUUAGUCAUUUCCUAGAUCAGUGGUUGGUCUAUUGGAGGGUCUGUUAAAAAAUUGAAUGUAUCUUCAUGAGUGCUGAUACAUCUUCUGUAAAAAGAACAUUUUGGUCCUGAUGUUUGCUGUUUAGUUCCAGGGAUCACUUCAGCUUUAUUUCCAUUCCAUGGAAUGUGUUGAAUCCAUCAAGUGUGCUUAUGUUGUGAUCAGUGUUAUGUCACAAAUUGCACAGUGUGGUUAUGGGUAAUACCUGGACUGGUUGUACCUUAUAAUCUUGCUGCUCAGGAUACUUUCUUAACUUCUGAGUAAGAUUUACAGUAUCCAUGACUGCUUAGCAAAUUAUUCAGGAACCUUGGUGAAGCAUCUAAAUGACCAGACCAGUCUGAAGAGGUGAGAUGAGAGUUCUUACACUAAGUAACUUUGAACAGUGGCCUGACCCACUGAUACAAUCUGUCUACCUUUUUCCAGUGAAGUGUUCUUAAAAUUAUUAUAACCAAAUAAAGCACUAAACAGACAAGUAAUUUUCUUAAAACAAGCUGCAGAGUCUGUACUAAGAGUAUCAUGUUCUCUUUCAAAGAUAAAAAUUGUCCAUGCACUUAUUAUUCUUAAUGAGAGCUAUAUCUUCACAAUCCUCAUUUUUUCCUUACCAAAUUGUCAACUUAGGUACUUCAUAAAAUCAUUCAGGACAGUUGUUGUACUCCAAAUAUGUCCUGUGAUCUUUGUCUUCAUCUAUUUGUCACUGUAGGCAUCAUCACUGCAGUAUUCUCUCAUCCUCUGUGCAUAAUCACUAAUGGUUACCUGUUUAUCAUUUUGUGUUAAAUAGUUCACUUUUUUAUUGCUUCUUCUUUACAAAUGUUAAUAAGUAAACCAAGUUUAGAUCUUUUAGCAUGGUUUGUAGAUUGGUAGGCUAUGGAAACUAGUUUUCCUGUUUGGAAGAUUGGUGUUGCAUACCACAAGAUGAUAAACACUGCAGGAACAAGUGUAUAAGUCUUUAAGAGGGAAUUGGAUAUGUACCUCCUCCAUGUGACAGAUCAACUAGGCUGUGAUAGGAUGUGAGGGCCAAUGGGCUGCCACCAGUAACAGCCUGUGCAAGAAAGGUAUAAAAUACUGACAAUAUGAAAGUUAAGACACAUGUGCAACAUCUGGAUAUCUUUAUUGUAGAUGUUUUGCCAUCCAGUGGCUUUAUCAAUACAAGAGAGCAAGAAAGGAAAACUGGCAAAAACCACUGGAACAACGUGAUGACACAUUGCAUGAUGGCAUCUUCCAAAACCAAAUCUGUUUCAUCUACUUUAAAAAUGUGCUCAUCUUUGUAGUCAUUUUCUUCAGUCAAUUUUUUAGAUCAUUAGGAUAUCUUGCAGCUGGCUCAUUGUCUGCACUGACACUGACCAAUAAUUCAAACAUUAUAAGUCCCAUAAGCUUUUUAAAGUUGUAAAACCAGCCACUACUUGCCAAAAACUUUCCCCUUGAUUGCCAUUUUUCUUUUUUAAAUGUUGCAUAGACUUGUUGCUUUAGCUUGACUCGUCAUCCAACCUAAUGGAAUUCCUUUCUGGCUUCAGUCUUCAAUCCAUAACAUUAAAAGACAUUCUAUAUUAUCCAUUUGAGAACUAUGGUUUUUUAUAACCACUUUUGAUAUGGAAUGGCUACAGCAUCUUGCAUAUUUUUUUAUUUUAUCUUUAUUCCUUAUAGGCACACAUACCGAUGUUUUGUAAUGUGGUUAAAUAAAAUUUAUAAACCAUGUUAUGUCAAAACUUGUACUGUUCUAAACCCAUACUAUGCAAGGUAUGGCUGUAUUUUUUUUUUCCUCAGAUUUUUUCAGAUUUGCUGAUCAAAUCUGAACAGAAACUUAAAAAUGUAUUUAGCAUGCCUUGACAAUGAGCGACUCCCAGGCAUUGACAAUGAACACGAGGCAAUUACAGGUUUGGAAAUUAUUACAGGUUGGAACAUUUUACUUUAUUGUUGCUUCAAUUAAGGUGAUAUUUUUCAACGGACGUCCAAAAAGUAAAAUUUUUGAAAAGAAAAAUGUUAGCCCAACAAAAACUCUUAUUAACAAAAGAUGCUCAGCAUGACAAACUAUGUAAUAUAUCCAGAAAUGAGCACAAUUGAAGCAAUAACAAGGUAAAAAGGAAUAUAAACAAACCAAAACAAUAUAAAGAAAAACAUCUGAAUCUGUAAUCUUCCCUUAAAAACAAAUAUUGAAAAAGGGCCACUCUCCAUAUUCAUUUCUAAGUUUUUGUAUAUUAUUAUUCAGUAUGGCACAUAGAAUACGUAAUCACAGAAUGUCUCCUUUGCAACUUGUUCCAUCUCGAACUAGAGACUGACUGAACUAUAGGUUGAAUGACAAUGUUGUUAUAAUCAAACUGAGCACUAAACCCAUGAAUGACAAUAAAAUAGGACAAUAAAAGAAUAUUGAAAUGUGUUACUAUGGAGAAGGGGGGGAGGGACCCGGCAGUGACUUUGGCUUUGAAUUUUAGAAAGCAGCUUUAAAAGACAUUUCACACUUGGUAACACACUAGUGUUUACCAUGUUAAUCCAUGCAUUAUAAAGGUAUAUACUGUAUUGUAUUUAAUAUAGAACAAAAUCUUACUAUAUACUGAAAUAAAGAAAAAAUUAGGUUACAUUGUAAAUAUCUUGGUAAGCCCCUCUAGCACGUGUGGCAAGCUUUGUGCUACGUUCACUGAAUAAUGAGCUCCAUGGUGACUGCCUCAGCCCUGAAUACAUGCGAGCACAGUCAUAAUUUUAAAGCUGCCACGCCUGUACUAAAUAAGUAUAUAUAUCGGAUAAAAUAAAAAUGUUUGAUAAAAUAUCAGCCAAAACAAUAAAAUGUAGUCAUUAUCAGGGAAGUUGAUGAGAGAUGUUGACUCGGCUGAAGUGAAAAUAUAAGAAUGGUUUUCUCUAUCCACUACAGUACAUUACCAUGUAUUUGAUUUAUCUGUACAACUAGUAUUCUUGAUCUUUAUGCAAGCUGUAGUUGAUACACACACAAGCUGUACAUUGCUGAUAUUACAUUUAAUAUAUAGUAGUGUGAGAAGGAACUCUACCACACUACACUCCCUAAUUUAAUAGUGUGUAUAGUGUAAUUACCAGUAAUUGUGGACUAAGAUCUGUCUUUAUAUUUCACUUAAUAAACACCCAAGAUAUCCACAUAGGCCAUUUCCAAUGACCAGAACAAAAAUUCAGCUUAAUAUCCAGACAAAAUUAUUAUUAUUAUAAUCAAAAAGAUUCUUUCUUUCUUUCAACACACCGGCCGUAUCCCACCGAGGCGGGGUGGCCCAAAAGGAAAAACGAAAGUUUUUUCCUUUUGGGUUACUAGCCCCUUGCUCCCGGCAUUUUAGUUGCCUCUUACAACACGCAUGGCUUACGGAGGAAGAAUUCUGUUCCACUUCCCCAUGGAGGUAAGAGGAAAUAAACAAGAACAAGAACUAGUAAGAAAAAUAGAAGAAAACCCAGAGGGGUGUGCAUAUACAUAUAUGCUUGUACAUGUAUGUGUAGUGUGACCUAAGUGUAAGUAGAAGUAGCAAGACGUACCUGAAACCUUGCAUGUUUAUGAGACAGAAAAUGGACACCAACAAUCCUACCAUCAUGUAAAACAAUUACAGGCAUCCAUUUUACACUCACUUAGCAGGACGGUAGUACCUCCCUGAGCGGUUGCUGUCUACCAACCUACUACCUAGAAUCAAAAAGAUAUCCAAACAAAAACUUCAGCAAGCCCAGUACUUGACCAUAAUACAAGUCUCAGUCAAGAUCUGCCCUUGUGGUUCAGUGCUUCUUUUUUAUUAUAAUAAUAAUAAUAAUAAUCAGUCAAGAUCUGAUCACAAUAGAAAUCUUGUGUUAACUGAGCAUUUGACCACAACAUUUUUCUCAUUCAAGAUCUGGCCACAACACCAACCGCAGGUUAUAAACUUGAACAAAGAUAUAUAUACUAUAUAUAUAUAUAUCUUCAGAAUUUAUUUUCUUCAUAAAAAGGUACUUUCUCAUCAUUUACAAUAAUUAAGGUAGUGACAAUUGUUUAAGGACCUUUAAAACAUUUGAAGUUAACUCCUAGCAUCAUGAGCCAUUCACUCAAUUCCCUAAAAUUGUAUGUGGGCAUACAAUGAAUGGACAUAAUAAAAAUAAUUGUGCUAGGUUGGCAUAUAAAUACAGUACAUAUGUGAAAGAUUGUAUUGGCAGGAUGAGGAGGUGCUAAGAGUGUGUAAAAGAUACAAUAGCUGAAAGCUAAUGGGCAAAGUAUUGAAAGAGAAAGAGAUAGUAGGGAUCUGUGCCAAAUCUGACACCCUGCAACUUACGAGUGAUGAACAUGAACAGCUGUAGUGUUUACUGGGGAAGCUUGUAUAAAAUUUCAGCCAUUGUUCUGUCUAGAGCAAAAUAUGAUAAUAUAAGUGUCAGUGUUGUUUCUUAGAAUAAAUUGGGUAUGGUUAAACUUUUUUAAGUGUUAUUAUUGUGGUUUAAAUGUACAUGCAUAUAAUUAAAAUAAAUACAUAUUUUUUAACCAUUAAAGUACUUUACCAUUGAUAUAAUAGUUAUAACAGGAAAAACCUGGACACACAUAUAGUACAUCACUGUUUUUCCUUGAAAUCUUUGUUGCUUUGGUCCCUUCCUACUCUGGAGGACGUCGUGUAGAAUCUCCAAAAUAUUUCACCCAUUUGCAGAUAUUAAAUGUCUGAAAAAGUACUUUAAAUGUUUUGUUAAUUGCACUUGCUAGUUUGCUUUCACAUUACAGAACCAGUUACUAUAUUCUUGAUAAAUAAAGAAUACAGAAAAGUGUUGGAUUUUCCCUGCAUUGAUUCUAUGUAACAUUUUGAUGUUUAUCAUUCAAAUGUUAAAUUUCGAUCUUUGUACUAAAAAUGUAUAUAAAUUUUUA
Cherax quadricarinatus is the source of this 8852-nucleotide messenger RNA. Lineage: Eukaryota; Metazoa; Arthropoda; Malacostraca; Decapoda; Parastacidae. The record is from RefSeq and is a predicted model, not a curated record.